UGUUAGGAGUAGAAGUUUUGGCGAGAGCUUAAGUGCAACAUAGUGAAAAAACGUUUAAGUUUUAAAUAUUAAUAACUAUCUUUUGUGUGUUCAGUUUCUUUUUAAUUGGUUACACUUAUCAAAAAAGACUGUGGAACCCUUCCAUUCUAUACACAGCUGUGAAUUGUGCUCCUAGGUUCACAUUUCCAUAGCAUGUACUCCAAAGAAAGCAAAAAAAGUUCCAUUAGCAAUCCUGGAUGGAUUCUACUUCCAGAACAAAUUGAUGUCUUGAGUAAAAAACCUUAUGCUUACAAUGCUACUGCUGGCUCCAUUUUGGAAUUACUUUUCUUGCAGAAAUUCUGGACGUGGUUUGCGAAAUAUAUUCCAACUCGAGUAGCGCCUUGUGUUCUUACUUGUCUAGGAUUGGGCAUUAAUCUUAGCUGCUGUCUGACACUCCUAUAUUUUAGCCCAGAUGCUAGAACAGAAGCUCCAUCCUGGGUUUAUGUGCUUUGUGCUGUAGGUGUAUUAUUAUAUCAAACACUUGAUGCUUUGGAUGGGAAACAAGCCAUCAAAGUGCAAGACACUCAAAUUGAAGAAGUAUAUGACCAUGGAUGUGAUGCUAUUUCAACUGUUUUUGUGGGUCUUACAACUGCCGCAGCUUGUCAACUGGGAAACUGUCCCAUCCUGAUGUUUUCAUUUUUCAUUACUUCCAUGAUUGCAUUUUAUACAACUCAUUGGCAAGAUCAUGUGACUCAUGUUAUGAUUUUUGGGAAGAUUGAUGUGUCAGAAGCCCAGUUUUCUGUGAUAACCAUUCAGUUGUUAACUGCUUUUUAUGGUCAAUCCUUUUGGCGAAAUCAGGUCUGCUUUGGAUUGGAACUGAGACAUCUUGUUGGUGCUUUAACUUUGAUGUCAUUGUUUGGAAAUAUAGUUUCUAAUGUCAGAUAUGUUCUUGGAAACAAAACUCCUUUAGACAGCUUUGUUUCAAUUCCCAGAAAAAUGAGUCCUACAAUUUGGAAUCCAGUUGUGCCAGUAUCUAUUUUGACAGUAUUUGCCUUGCAUGCAUUUAAUGCAGGCGUGUUUCAUUCAAGUCCUUGUGUAUUUGUAAUAGCUUUUGGUUUUGCAUAUGCCAAACUUUCAGUUAAACUAGUAAUCACAAAUGUAACCAGUGCAGACAUGGAUUUAUGGGACAGCAGCUUAAUAGCACCUCUUCUUUUGUGUUUGAAUACUUAUUUGCCUCUAUCAUAUAUGUUACCAAUUUCUACAGCCCUCCUUUGUGGAUUGGUUUACAACUUAAUGGACGUUGCACGUUAUUUCACUUACGUAAGUUGGGACUUAAGAGAUGCUUUAGACAUCUGGAUCUUCACCCUUAAAUACUUACCUGGACAUCCAAAAUGUCGAAAUGGCAAUAAUGGUGUGUAUAUAAAUGGACUAAAUAACAAUGAAGUGCUUUCUUCAGCUCCAAAAUUAGUGGCAGAAACGGGAGCUCAGAAGCUAAAAUGAAGUGCAAUAU
Uloborus diversus is the source of this 1489-nucleotide messenger RNA. Its product is annotated as cholinephosphotransferase 1-like. Gene Ontology annotation, cellular component: endoplasmic reticulum membrane; Golgi apparatus. Lineage: Eukaryota; Metazoa; Arthropoda; Arachnida; Araneae; Uloboridae. Bases 193 to 1479 code for a protein of 428 amino acids. Gene Ontology annotation, biological process: phosphatidylethanolamine biosynthetic process. The transcript is spliced from 10 exons. Gene Ontology annotation, molecular function: diacylglycerol cholinephosphotransferase activity; ethanolaminephosphotransferase activity. The record is from RefSeq and is a predicted model, not a curated record.